CGAUAGUGUACCUUGAACCGUCCAAUCAGAAACAGUUUUUGCGGAUAACCUACAACGAGAAGAUCACGUUUUGCAGUCUCCGGCUAGAAUCUUCGAGAAAUAGAGGUUGGAAUAAUUAAAAUCUUCUCAUAAAUCCAUCAUUCCACAUAUCUUCAAAAUGCUUCGCCUGCCUCGUGUUGUUCGCCAGACUAUUUCUCUCCAAAAGUCUCAUCAGCUUUCAAGAUUUUAUGCCAAAGAUGUGAGGUUUGGUCCGGACGUAAGAGCCCUUAUGCUGCAGGGCGUGGAUGUCCUGGCCGAUGCAGUUGCUGUUACAAUGGGCCCCAAAGGCAGAAAUGUUAUUUUAGAACAGUCGUGGGGUUCUCCGAAAAUUACAAAAGACGGUGUGACAGUUGCCAAAGGAGUCGAAUUGAAAGAUAAAUUCCAGAAUAUCGGCGCAAAACUAGUGCAAAAUGUGGCGAAUAACACAAAUGAAGAAGCUGGGGACGGCACUACUACAGCUACAGUGCUUGCACGUGCAAUUGCUAAAGAGGGUUUCGAAAAAAUCUCUAAGGGUGCAAAUCCGAUUGAGAUCCGAAGAGGUGUGAUGCUGGCGGUAGACGCUGUCAAAGAUAAGUUGAAGAACAUGUCGAAGCCCGUCACAACACCAGAGGAGAUCGCGCAGGUCGCCACAAUCUCUGCCAACGGAGACACUGCCAUCGGUCAGCUCAUAGCAGACGCCAUGAAGAAGGUGGGUCGUGACGGCGUUAUCACGGUCAAGGACGGCAAGACCCUCAAUGACGAGCUCGAAAUCAUUGAAGGUAUGAAAUUCGACAGAGGUUAUAUUUCACCAUAUUUCAUCAACUCAUCCAAAGGUGCAAAAGUCGAAUUCCAAGAUGCUCUAGUCUUAUUCUCUGAGAAGAAAGUCAGUAAUGUGCAGACUAUCAUCCCUGCUCUUGAGCUGGCCAACCAGCAAAGGAAGGCCCUAGUCAUUGUAGCCGAAGAUGUCGAUGGUGAGGCAUUAUCUACUCUGGUAGUAAAUAGGUUGAAGAUUGGCUUACAAGUUGCUGCAGUUAAGGCCCCAGGUUUUGGAGACAACCGCAAAGCCACCCUCAGCGACAUGGCUAUUGCAACUGGCGGUGUUGUCUUUGGUGACGAUGCCAACCUGAUCAAACUUGAAGAUGUGCAGCUGUCAGACCUGGGACAGAUUGGGGAAGUCGUCAUUACAAAGGAUGAUACUCUCUUCCUGAAGGGCAAAGGCAAGAAGGCUGAUAUUGACAGGAGGGCUGAGCAAAUCCGUGACCAGAUCCAGGAGACAACUUCUGAAUAUGAGAAGGAGAAGUUGCAAGAACGUCUGGCGAGGUUGGCGUCCGGAGUGGCUGUCCUGCAUGUCGGUGGUUCCAGUGAGGUGGAGGUUAACGAGAAGAAGGACCGUGUCAAUGAUGCUUUGAAUGCGACCCGAGCUGCUGUUGAAGAAGGUAUUGUGCCUGGAGGUGGUUCUGCUCUCCUCAGAUGCAUUCCCAUGCUUGAACAGCUCAAGACAGGAAACUCUGACCAGGCUACAGGAGUUGAGAUCGUAAAGAAAGCUCUCAGAAUGCCUUGCAUGACUAUUGCUAAGAAUGCUGGUAUCGACGGCUCAGUGGUUGUUGCUAAGGUGGAAGACUUGGGACCUGAGUUUGGGUAUGAUGCAUUGAAUAAUGAGUAUGUGAACAUGAUCGAGAAAGGUAUUAUUGACCCCACAAAGGUUGUCCGAACAGCAUUGACUGAUGCUAGUGGCGUUGCAUCUUUACUGACGACAGCUGAAGCCGUGAUCUGUGAAAUCCCUCAGGAGAAGGAGCCGAACCCAAUGGCUGGCAUGGGUGGUAUGGGCGGGAUGGGAGGCAUGGGCGGUAUGAUGUAAGCCCGCGACUGAUCCCUAAUGCAUUUAAGACAAAAUGACUUUUGGUAGUGUAUACCAGUUGUUGGGGUAUUGCAAGUUAGUGUCCGUUAAAUGUGGAGUGAAUGAAUAGUUUACUUAAUUCUGUCUGAUUGUGUUGAACUGUAGUAGAUUUAUUUAGUUUUAAUGCUUGAGCAGCACUGUUAUUUUUAAUAAUAAAAUAAUGUUUUAUAUUA
Amyelois transitella is the source of this 2088-nucleotide messenger RNA. Its product is annotated as heat shock protein 60A. NCBI's taxonomy places the organism in Eukaryota, Metazoa, Arthropoda, Insecta, Lepidoptera, Pyralidae. Bases 158 to 1876 code for a protein of 572 amino acids. The transcript has a single exon. The record is from RefSeq and is a predicted model, not a curated record. Gene Ontology annotation, cellular component: mitochondrial matrix; mitochondrial inner membrane. Gene Ontology annotation, biological process: protein import into mitochondrial intermembrane space; apoptotic mitochondrial changes; mitochondrial unfolded protein response. Gene Ontology annotation, molecular function: ATP binding; protein-folding chaperone binding; ATP-dependent protein folding chaperone.